AUGUCCGCGUCGACCGCGCUGGACGUCCUCCGCGACCGGUGCGCGCGCGGUGGGCUCGACGUGUGCGGGGGGUGCGCGCUCCGGGCGUACGAGGACGCGAUCGAGCGCGUGGGAACGCGGGCGAGCAUGCGAAGGAGCGGCGAUGAAUCUGACGAUGGAAAAGACGAUGCGGCGAUGACGAUGAGUCACGCGGGCGACGACGCGUUGGUGUGCGUCGUCGGGAACUCAAAGGCGUUGUGGCCGAAGUUUGUCGAGGCGUUGCGACGCGAUGGCGGGGCGACGGUGGAUGCGUUCGCGAGGCGAGCGAUUGAGAGCGCGGCGGUUACGGCGGCGGCGCGCGCCGGCUCGAAACGGUUUCGGGUGUAUUGGGCGACAGAUCUCGAACCCGGGAAGGUUGUGGCGAUUCAACGAUUGGCGGCGACAGCGAAUGUGGCGUAUUUUGACGACGCGACGCAUCAGAGUCUUCAUCCGACGCACGGACCGUGGUGCGCGUUCAGAGCCGCGGUGGUAUUCGAUGACGUUCGAACAGAGGGAGAAAUCGAGCCGGGCUCGUUGGCGUGUCCGGUGAGCGCAGGGGCACUGAGGAGGGCGAAGGAGGCGUUCGACGUCGCGGUGGAGCGAUACGGUAACGCGGCGAACAAGGAUGAGAUGCAUAAGCUGUGGCUUGCGGCUCGCAUCGCGAUGGAAGACGGCGAAAAGUUCCGCGAGUGCAGGUAUUACGAUGAUCAGAUUCUUUGGCACUAUGACGUCAACAGGACGUCGGUGCGCGAUAGAAUCGUCAAUGGUGGAGGAGUAGAAUAG
Molecule: messenger RNA, 801 nt
Organism: Ostreococcus tauri
Lineage: Eukaryota; Viridiplantae; Chlorophyta; Mamiellophyceae; Mamiellales; Bathycoccaceae
Product: unnamed product
Exons: 1
Coding region: 1-801 (266 amino acids)
Source: RefSeq, a predicted model, not a curated record